This is a messenger RNA of Xyrauchen texanus (razorback sucker), 8100 nucleotides long. Its product is annotated as rho guanine nucleotide exchange factor 4-like. The record is from RefSeq and is a predicted model, not a curated record. The transcript has 14 exons. NCBI's taxonomy places the organism in Eukaryota, Metazoa, Chordata, Actinopteri, Cypriniformes, Catostomidae. Gene Ontology annotation, biological process: intracellular signal transduction. Gene Ontology annotation, molecular function: guanyl-nucleotide exchange factor activity; protein binding. Bases 50 to 6922 code for a protein of 2290 amino acids.
UGUUGACACUCCUGAUGGAAAACCUCAAUGUGAUAAAAUUAGAAAAAAUAUGACAGACACCCAACCAACGCUUGAAGAGCUGCAUAUACAAAUUAUUACCCCAAAUGAGAAAGCUUUGAAGUGUAUUGAUAAUGAUAAAAAUAAAGCUAAAAUGCAGUUGAUUUCCAAUGCCACAGUUAUGGAAAAUUCAGACAGCGAACAUGAAUUAAACACUCAACAGCAUAAGGUAAGUUUAAUUGUUUCACAGCUUUCCUCUAUAGACGUAGCUGAAUUUGAAUCAUUUGAGAAGCCUAUUGAAGAGACAGAGGAGUCACUAGAGUACAACAAGUCACAGGUCUCUGUAGAGCACUGCCAAUCCCAGGCCUCAGUUGAACACAGUCAAUCACAGGCCUCGGUAGAACAUUGCCAAUUACAGGUUUCACAAGAAAACAGUCAAUCAAUGUGCUUAACAGAACACAGCCAAUCACAGGCCUCAGAAGAAUAUAGUCAAUCACUAUGCUCAAUAGAACACAGCCAAUCACAGGCCUCAGAAGAAAACAGUCAAUCAAUGUGCUCAACAAAACACAGUCAAUCACAGGCCUCAGAAGAUUAUGGUCAAUCAUUGUGCUCAGUAGAACACAACCAAUCACAGGCCUCACUGGAACUCAGUGAAUUACAAGCUUCAGUAGGACACAGUCAGCGACUUUGCUCAAUAGAACACAGCCAAUCACAGGCCUCAGAAGAACAAAGUAAAUCACUGUGUUCAAUAGAACAAAGACAAUCACAGGCCUUUGAAGAAUACAGGCAUUCACUGUACUCCAUAAAACACAGCCAAUCACUGGCCUCAGAACAACACAGUCAAUCACUGCGCUUAACAGAACACAGCCAAUCACAAGCCUCAGAAAAAUAUUGUCAAUCACUGUUCUCAAUAGAACACAGCCAAUCCCAGGCCUCAGAAGAAAACAGUCAAUCAGUGUGCUCAACAAAACAGAGACAAACACAGGCCUCAGAAGAAGAUAGUCAAUCACAGUGUUCAAUAGACCACAGCCAGUCACAGGCCUCAGUAGAACACAUACAGGCAAUUUCCAUGAACUCUCAUUGGCAUGUUGUGAAUGAGUCAGACUCUGUUUUCAUGGGUGGCAGCAUUUAUGAAAAUGAACAAUUAAAAAAGGACUACAAGGACAUUUACACCACCUGUGAAGUCAACCAAUCCUUAAAAACAUCUGAAAAGCUGUCAUCAAUGCACAGGGACAAAGAAUUCGAUCUGGCCAUAGAAAAGAACGACAGUCUGAUUUUCGAAAAGGAGGGCUUGAAUGAAACCACAGCUGUUUUCACUGAGUAUUAUGCACCUGGUAGCGGUUCCUCAAAUGUGCCUUAUUCAAUUUUUACUGGAGUGUCGGAUUUAGUGCAUCAGUGUGUGAUCAAUGACCAAGCAUCAGUACUGUCAGACUGCACUCAUUUCAGCCACCAAAAUGGCUCAAUAUUACAAAAUGAUACUGAAAAAGAUGAAUACUUAAUGAACAGAUAUCACAUGGGCAAUCACGUUUUGCAAAAGAGUGAGCAAAUAUAUUUAGAAGACUAUGAGUCUGAGGCAGAUUUUUGCAAAACCCAGCAGUGCCACCCUAAUAGUAAAGUUCCUUGCAACAAACAGGAUGAAUUCAUCAAAGCACAAGCUUGUGUUAGCACUAAAAGUGCUGAUAAUGAAGAUUACACAGAUGAUGUUUUAGAAGAAACAAAUAACAACAUGCAACAUCAUAUUGUUAUAGAGUGUCCAAAUGAAUGUAUAAUUGUUCCAUCAUUUGAGCAGUCAGUAAUUUACUCUGAUAAUUUGGGAUGCAUGGAAUAUACCAAGCACAAGUCAAUGAGAGUUUCAGCAGUUGAUGGGUGUCCAAGUAGUCCUGUAGACAGUCAUGUCGAGUCUCUGGACGGUCUGUCUGAGAUUUUGUCUGACAAAUCUCCAGUCAAUGCCACAGACAUUUGCUUGGAGCUCAGUAAUGACCUGCAUAUGAACUGUAAACAAGUAGCACAUUGCUUUGUAGAUGUUAUGUCUGACACAUAUGAAGAUUAUACAGAAACCUCUAAACAGUUUCACCAACCCGGCAACCAGUUUAACAAGCACACAAGACAAAAUAAAUCGAUUAAGUUUGAAACGUUUGAGCCUGCCAAUAUAUCAAAUCUUAACGUUGAUAUUUUGUCUAAUGCACAGUCAAAUCCGUGCACAAACACACAAUCACCCUUUGAUUAUUCCCAGCUGAGCAGUAGAAAUGAGGCUUUGAGGACAACAGGAGAAUACAACUCAGACACAAAUAACAACAUUAAGACCAUUACUCUAGAAGACAGUGCCUCAGGUCUACAAAACUCUUUACCUAGUUCUUUGAUAAAAUACAAUACGUUUACUAACAAUACUAGAUUUUUAGUCUCAGAAGGGGUUGAUCACUUUAAAGAGAAUGCCCCUCCUCUUUUAAACAGCUCAGCUACCCCCUUAAAAGCAACUGAAAUAAAGACUGCAAUGGACUAUAAGGAUAAUGUUGCAAAAUCACCUGACCUUAGCGCAUGUUUCAGCCACAAAGAUGUUACACAAAAGCAGCUCUGUGAUUGCUGUGGUGGGAAGGAUUGCCAGUGCUUGUUUGCAGUGGAGGGAGAACAGACAGCCAGAGCAUUUCAGUUUAAGGACACCGACGGCAUCAGGCAGUGUAGCACUACAGUGUUACAAACCUCGAGUACCAUGUACACAGAUGACCAUCAUAACACACAUGGAAUUUUUAAUGCAGACUCUGCAAACUGUGAAUUUUCACAUGUUUUCCAUUUGCAUGCACACAUCCAGGAGGCAAAUAUGUUACCACUGAGCAGCUCUGCGCUCAAGGUCAAUGACACUUGUACAUCAGAAUACACAGGAAGAAGGCUUCAAACUUCUUUCAAAACAAGCUCUCCUGGAAGCACUGUCUCAUUAUGUGAACCGUCUGCUUGCAGCAAUCCUCUUUCUACACAGUCUUUCCAGAUUUCAAAGAACUCUGCGACAGAGAGCACAUUUGUUGAAUGCUGUCCCAUGUUUCCCAUCACUAGUUUAGAGGCCAUUUUGGAGUCUGACAGUUCACUGGAGAGUUCAUUUGUGAUGGAAAAUGGAUUGGAGAAACAACAGAGAGGAAGUCCAUUAUCAGAAGGUGGAUUCAAUGAGGAAUGGAGCUCCUGUGAUGAAAUUACAAACCGCAAUGUUCCUCACAGUCCAUAUGAAAGCAACAUUUCUGCCAUAUGUACAAAUGUAAGUGAGAUGAAUGCUAAUGUAGCCACUGUUAAAGAAGUAAGUACUGUUAUGAAUCAACCAGAUGCUGAAGAGACAUUGGCACCUCAAUUAAAUGGGGUUGAUAACUGUGAUGGCCAUAGUUUGUCCAGUAAUGUGUCACAAGAUCUCGAUUCCAGUACCAACAGCGAGGAGACGGAGGACAGCACUCAGUCACCUUCAAGCCUCCACGGUUUUGCGAGAAUUAAGAGAAACCAGUCAGGGAAGGGCUCUAUGUUUUCAGUUUUCUCUAGAAUGCCCUCGUUUCGCAAAACUAAGCGAGAACACAAGGGCAAUAACAAGGUAGAUCAAGAGGAAGGAGAGGGGCAGGAGGAGGUGAGGUAUACUAAGACACCCAUAUGUAACAAUGCACACCCUUCUCUCUACAAGAGCCUGAUGUCUCAGAGUACAGAUCAUUUUACAGAUAUUAUGAAGGAUGAUGACCACUCCAAUGAUGAUAUUUUUGAACAGGCCGACGCCCUGAAUUUGCAGAUCAGAGAGAAAUACACACAAUCCCAAAAUUCUUAUUACUCCAGUAAUGUACAACAUCAGCACAAAGAUGUUGGCGCACUGCAUUUUACAGCUUCCUCAAUGACAGAGGGAUUACAGCAAAGGAAAAGCAAGAGUACUGAUAACUUGAAUUUACGCAUGAAGCUCGCAAUGGCUCAUAGGUCUCUGUCAAGCCUGUUUGAGUCCAAAUGUCCUGAGAAGGAAUACCAGGAGCAGAUCCUGCACUCCGAGAAAGAGGAAGGGAAAACCAAUCAGCCCUGGAAGAAGAUGAAACGUUCUAAAGAAGCAGAAAUUUACAAAAGAACACUAUCUAUUCCUGAGACAAUUUGUGACAAGUCCGCACACCAGAGCCAUAGUGCCUGUGCUUACUGUGCUCCUCAGAGCAGGUCCAGGCUUCACAGCUCACCUGGUUCCCAACUACACUUGAAGAACAUUUGCCAUUCUGACCAACUGAGCUUGAAAACUGCUCCUCAGGACCAGUUAGGAGGUACACUGGAGAAAAAGUGUCUGGAAGGAGGCGAGCUACCUAGUGCUGCUUCCUCUGACUCUGACCAGGCGUCGGUAGAAAGCUUUGAGGCUGUUCGCAAAGUGGAUGAUAGUUUGCAGUCUUCUCUACACCCUACAAGUCUUGCUCUUGCAAAUCAGAUGUCACCAUCCUGGGGGAGGUCUCUGAGCUGCUUCGAAGCCACUGAUAAUCCGACGAGGCCCAUGAGCCCCAAACCCAACAGUCCAGGGUUGUUGGGACAAAGGAGGAGCUUCCGUUACUCCUCUCGAUCUGUGGCAUCUUCUCUCUGCUCGCUCGGCCAAGGAGUGAGCGUUGAGGGUCUCUCUGACCCGCCUCAAAGGCCGAAGUCUCUGAAACCAAGGACAGCACAACUUAUCACAGCCCACUCCUUUGAUUCUGAAUACUUACUAGAGGACAGCAGUUCAGACAGCCAGUCGCAGACCAGCCUGAUAUCAGGAUCGCUGAUCAACAAACCAGAGCACAGUGCUGAGCCAGCCGCCCAUUCAUCAGGGAGAAGACAACAAGGACAUGGAUGUGUGCUUCGGACGAAGAACAGAGAGCAGAGCAGAACCACACCCAGACCCAUCUCAGACAUCUACGGCUGGGUGGGGCCUCUCCAGGGCAUCAGAGAGGUGGCACUUGACCAAGAGAGGAAAAGAAAUUCCACAAAAGAACAUUGUUGCUCAUGCUCAUAUGAAAUGUUGGCUGAUGCAGAGAACAUCUAUAAAAAGAAACUUGGCGUACAGAGAAGUUUGCGGCAGCUUAGCACUCCAACAUCUGAGAAUCAUGAGAAAGUGCGUACUAGACUCUCUCUUACGUCUCCUGAGCAGUUCCCUUCCAUCUCUUUGAAAGACCACUUCUUCUCCCAGAGCACACCUAUAGGCCUCGACUGUUUGGGCUGGCCCCAUCGUGUGUUGUUUUCAGAAUCGAAUCUUACCACUCCAUCACAAGAGUCACAUGGACCGACCGCACCUUUGGCAUUGGUGAUAACUGAUGGACCACAGGAUAAGUCUGGCCUUGCUGAUGAUGUAGGAAGUGAAGAUGAGCUGUACAAUGAGUUUCGCAGCUCCUCAAAUCGUUUUGGACACCCAGGAGGAGGAGGAGAGCAGCUGGCCAUAAAUGAGCUGAUCAGUGAUGGCAGUGUGUGUGCGGAGGCUCUAUGGGAUCACGUCACCAUGGAUGACCAGGAGCUGGGCUUCAAGGCUGGGGACGUCAUCGAAGUAGUGGACGCCACAAACAAGGAGUGGUGGUGGGGGCGAGUGCUGGACAGUGAGGGUUGGUUCCCCGCCAGCUUUGUUCGGUUACGGGUGAACCAGGAUGAGCCCAUGGAUGAGUACUUUGCCCAUCUGGACGGAGCCUCAGAAGGUGGUAGUGCCAGCAUGGUGUGUUCCCUUGGACCCGGUUUGCCCUGCAAGGAGCAAAUGAGAGCCAACGUCAUCAAUGAGAUCAUGAGCACAGAGAGGGAUUACAUCAAACACCUGAAGGACAUCUGUGAGGGCUACAUAAAACAGUGUCGGAAAAGGACAGACAUGUUUACCGAGGAACAACUGCGCACUAUAUUUGGCAACAUUGAUGAGCUCUACAGAUUCCAGAAGAAGUUCCUGAAAGCCUUGGAGAAGAAAUUUAACAAAGACCAUCCUCACCUCAGCGAGAUUGGCUCAUGCUUCUUAGAGCAUCAAACAAACUUCCAGAUAUACUCAGAGUAUUGCAACAACCACCCCAAUGCUUGCGUGCAGCUCUCCAAAUUGAUGAAGAUCAAGAAAUAUGUGUUCUUCUUUGAGGCUUGUCGCUUGCUCCAGAAGAUGAUUGACAUUUCACUGGAUGGAUUCCUGCUUACUCCUGUUCAGAAGAUUUGCAAGUAUCCUCUACAGCUGGCUGAAUUGCUGAAGUACACCAACCCACAGCACAGAGAUUAUAAGGAUGUGGAGGCUGCCUUAAACGCAAUGAAGAAUGUGGCCAGACUGAUCAAUGAGAGAAAGAGGCGUCUGGAGAACAUUGACAAAAUCGCUCAGUGGCAGAGCUCCAUAGAGGACUGGGAGGGUGAAGACAUCUUGAGCAGGAGCUCCGACCUGAUUUUCUCUGGAGACCUGACCAAGAUCUCCCAGCCACAGGCCAAAGGCCAGCAGCGAAUGUUCUUCCUCUUUGACCAUCAGUUGGUUUUCUGUAAAAAGGAUCUGCUUCGGAGGGAUAUCCUGUACUACAAGGGUCGGUUAGACAUGGAUCAAAUGCAAGUGGUGGAUGUAGAGGAUGGAAAGGAUAAGGACUUUAACGUGAGUGUGAAGAAUGCCUUGAAACUGUGUUCUCCUGGUGGAGAGGAGGUCCAUCUUCUAUGUGCCAAGAAACCCGAGCAGAAACAGCGCUGGCUGCGAGCCUUUGCAGAUGAACGAGAACAGGUUCAGCAUGACCUCGAAACAGGUUUUAUGAUCACAGAAGUCCAAAAGAAGCAGGCCAUGCUGAAUGCAUCCAAAAGUCACCCAACAGGGAAGCCCAAAGCUGUGACCAGGCCCUACUAUGACUUCCUGCUGCGUCAGAAGCACCCCACACUUCCCACCUCCCUGCCACAGCAGCAGGUCAUCAUGUUGGCUGAACCCAAACGCAAGACCUCCAAUUUCUGGCACAACAUUGGACGCUUGACACCGUUCAAAAAAUGAGGGACUGCGUAGACCUAAGGUUGUGCCUGAACUUGUGUUUCUAUCCCAGUGUAAAAUUUCCAUUUGUCCAAUUGCGAAAGCACUUUAUGGGUUGGUUACAAUCACAGCGUCACUCCCAAACAUUGUUGAACAUUGUGGGAGGGCAUUCCUGAUAUGUUAUUAACAAACGAUGGCUACUACUGCUCAUCCGCUCCAGCUGCAACUCCAAUUUCCAGCACUAACGUGACUACUGCUGCAUCAUAUGGACAUGCUUCUAUAUUGAAAGAGCCCUGCUUGAAGAGAUGAAUUCUUUAUAUGUUGGUUAAUUUAUUAUCAAAUUUUCAAUGUAUGCCAGCUAUCCACAGUGCCCAACUACUAGCUUUUGUAUGUAAUUUGAUACUUUUGUGUGGCCCAUGAUGAUGUUUAAAGUUUAAAAGGGUUCCGUUCAAUAUAUAAGGAGACUGUGUUGAGAUUUAUUACUGUAAAAAUUCCUCAAGGCUGUCACAAGAAGUCAGUUGAUAUCACGUCAUUCUGUGUAUGCAACUUAUCCAAACUUUCCAACUUUCUCCUCUCUAAAUUAUACUUACACAAAUAAGAUUUUCAUGUAUGUGCUCAUUUGAUUCUGCUGCCUAUUAACUCCUGUGUUACGACCUUCUCUUUGAAGUGCCAUUCGAAACGUAACCCAGAUAUUGUGAUGGGGGUUGCAUGAAUUUGCUGUGAAAUUCGACCCAAAUAAUAUUCUGUCAUUCUUAUAGAUAAUUGUACUAUUAAAUUAAGAGUAUGUUUGACAUCUGUGUUAAAUAUGUAUGGUUAUAUUUGAGCACAAAACAAAGUGUUUAUAAAAAGCAUUUGUAAGUGUAAUGAUCCUGAUAUUUGGAAAAUUUAAAGGGGAUGUUAUUUUUUCUGUUAAAAUAUUUUAUAUGCCAGUUUAAUGUUCAGAGAACUAGAAGUCAUUUUUAAGUUAAUUUACCAAAACUGGUGUUUUGUGUGACCAAAGCUGUUUGGAAACUAAUUAUUUUUUCACUUUCACUUGGUGUUGUAGUGUACAGUAGUAGUCACUUUUUGUUUCCAUUUUAUCUGUCACAGAAAAGAAAUAUUGCCACCCAUCGGUUGAGAUUCAUGUCAGUUUAUCAGUUCACUUUAACCAUUGACUUUAUCCACAAUUAGUAUCCUGUGUGCAUAGCUUGGUCUUUGAUGGA